Molecule: messenger RNA, 424 nt
Organism: Amoebophrya sp. A25
Lineage: Eukaryota; Dinophyceae; Syndiniales; Amoebophryaceae
Source: the annotation of a GenBank genome assembly
AUCAAAGUUUGUUGAAAAUUAUGGUGCUGUGGGCGUCGAAGAGGAGGAGGAAGUUGAUCAAAAUCGACAGGAGGCUCUGCGGGAGAUGCUGGACGACACAGAAGAUGCUAUAGCUUUGGCUAAUGAAGUGAUGCGCGAUAGUCGGAAACAGCGUAGUACAACUAGAAAAAAGGAGUCCACCACCAACGUGAACGUCGACCGAAGACAAGAAGAAGAUGUAGUCCUGGGAAUAGCUGCUGAUGACGUUGACGACCGAGAUGCGGAUGUGAAGAUCGGUGAGCACCAGAGUUUUUCUUUGGUAGGCAGAGAGCGGUCGUCUUCUGCUGUUAAUUCUAGGGAUACAACCACAACCAGUGGCGCUAAGGAACCUAGAAAAACCAGCAAAGCAAGAGUGCGACGCUUCCUUGAUGACAGGCGUUCCUCU